AUGGUUGACCCACAGCGCACCAAGCUGGUCAUCCAGCGCACGCUGUCCAUUCAUCCGGCCCGGCUGCCCACGGAGGACACCGCUCCGGACACCAUCCAUUGGGCUGUAGAGGGCUUAACUGGCAGGCUGAGGGAGGCAUCCGGGAGUCUUGCAGGAGCCGACAUGGGUUCAUGCGUCGCAGCCACUGUGCCCCUGGGGCUGUGGUUCUUGGUGACGGUGGGCGUAGUGGCCAAGCCCGGCGUGGGGGAGCCCCGACGUUGCCAUCUGUCACAUUAUCGCUCGCUGGCCCCCACGGCGCUGGCCGCAGUCAAGGAGCUGAGGGACCGCUAUGAGGAAGAGGCGCUGAGCUGGAGGCCCCGCAAUUGCUCUUUCCGCCUCCGGAGGGCGCCUCCCAGGCCCGCGUCCUGCAAGGGGCUCCGCCAGGUGGCACGUGACCUCGCGGACGCCCAGUCCGUGCUGAGCGGCCAGCGACGCCCCAAGCCGCUCCCGGGGACCGGCCAGAUCCUGCAGCUGCUGGCGGCCGCGGGGCGCGAGGUGACAGCCUGUCUGGAGCUGGUCCGGCCCGGCUGGUCGAGGAAGUCCCUCCGGCCACCGCGGAGGCGCCACAAAGCACGCCGAGACGACUCGCCACAGUGCCGCGAAGCCACCAUCAUCUUCAAUUUGCUGCGCCUGCUGUCCCGGGACCUGAGGCUCGUGGCCUACUCGGGGCCUUGCGUCUGA
Messenger RNA from Echinops telfairi (small Madagascar hedgehog), 720 nucleotides. Its product is annotated as interferon lambda-4-like. The transcript has 7 exons. Gene Ontology annotation, biological process: defense response to virus; positive regulation of immune response; cell surface receptor signaling pathway via JAK-STAT. Gene Ontology annotation, molecular function: cytokine activity. NCBI's taxonomy places the organism in Eukaryota, Metazoa, Chordata, Mammalia, Afrosoricida, Tenrecidae. The record is from RefSeq and is a predicted model, not a curated record. The coding region runs from base 1 to 720 and encodes 239 amino acids.